Molecule: messenger RNA, 3190 nt
Organism: Seriola aureovittata
Lineage: Eukaryota; Metazoa; Chordata; Actinopteri; Carangiformes; Carangidae
Gene: mkrn1
Product: makorin, ring finger protein, 1
Exons: 8
Coding region: 77-1372 (431 amino acids)
Biological process (GO): protein polyubiquitination
Molecular function (GO): metal ion binding; ubiquitin protein ligase activity
Source: RefSeq, a predicted model, not a curated record
GUACAAAUACGAAAGAGGCCGAGCUGGACCGGAGCUGUCCGGAACAUCCGGCUGUAGCCUCUCAACAUAAACAGCUAUGGCGGAGGCAGCAGCAGCGUCUACGGCGGCUUCAGGAGUAAUAGGAGGUUGGACCAAACACGUAACCUGCAGAUAUUUCAUGCAUGGACUUUGUAAAGAAGGAGACAACUGUCGAUAUUCCCACGAUCUGACCAACAGCAAACCUGCGGCCAUGAUUUGCAAGUUCUUUCAGAAGGGAAACUGUGUGUUUGGGGACCGUUGCAGGUUUGAACACUGUAAACCAGCAAAAAACGAGGAGCUGCCAGCCCCCCAGAUGCUGCCGCUGCCCUCCGCCUCGCUGGCCGGCCCAUCUGACCCAGAACCCAGUGGGCCAACACCUGUCCCUGGGGCGCAAGACUGGGUCAACGCUGCUGAGUUUGUUCCAGGACAGCCAUACUGUGGACGCGCCGAGCAAGCGAAGGUGGAGAGCUCCGUCCCACUCAUCGAGGAGUUCGACAGUGACCCGGCGCCAGACACCAAACAGCUGAGGAAGCAGCUCUGUCCGUAUGCCGCCGUCGGUGAGUGCCGCUACGGAAUCAACUGUGCCUAUCUCCACGGCGACGUGUGUGAUAUGUGCGGCCUUCAGGUGCUCCACCCCACUGACAACAACCAGCGCUCUGAGCACACUAAGGCGUGCAUCGAGGCCCACGAGAAAGACAUGGAGAUUUCAUUCGCCAUCCAACGCAGCAAGGACAUGAUGUGCGGCGUGUGUAUGGAGGUGGUGUUUGAGAAGGCCAACCCAAGUGAGCGUCGCUUCGGCAUCCUCUCCAACUGCAGUCACUGCUACUGUCUAAAGUGCAUUCGCAAGUGGAGGAGCGCCAAGCAGUUUGAGAGCAAAAUCAUCAAGUCUUGCCCCGAGUGUCGAAUCACGUCCAACUUCGUCAUCCCGAGCGAGUACUGGGUGGAAGACAAGGAUGACAAGCAGAAACUCAUCCAGAAAUACAAGGACGGCAUGGGGAGUAAACCGUGUCGAUACUUUGACGAGGGUCGUGGAACGUGCCCUUUUGGCUCGAAUUGCUUCUACAAGCACGCCUUCCCCGACGGACGGCUGGAGGAAGCUCAGCCCCAGAGAAGACAGACCGGAUCCAACAGCAGAAACCGGAACCCGAGGCGAACGCCGCUGUGGGACAUCUACGACGAGAGGGAAAGCACCGACUCCUUCGACAACGAGGAUGAGGAGAUGGUGACGUUUGAGCUGAGCGAGAUGCUCCUCAUGCUGCUCGCCGCAGGAACCGACGACGAGGUGACAGACUCAGAGGAUGAGUGGGACUUGUUUCACGAGGAGCUGGAUGAUUUCUAUGAAAUUUACCUAUAGCAGCCCCCCCCCCCCCCCCCCCCUCCUCCCCGAGCCCCCAUCCCCUCCCCGAGCCCCCAUGUAUACUAGACACUAGAAUGGACUGUCUUGUGUGAGUGAUGGACAGUAGCUUUUUCCCACCCCCUGUAUUGUGGCAGUGCCUUUAAGCAGGCCAUUAAUAAAUGAACUUAAAAGAUAAAAGAAAAAAAAAAUCCGACAAGUCAGUGCGCUCGUGCUCAACAUUUUCUAGACAUCUAUCCUCGUGAGUCUUAUCUUGUGCGGUUCAUGUUGAAAAUAAUAAAAUGACAAAAUGAACUCAAUAUAAGAUUUAACAAAAAUUAUAACUUUCUUCAAAUAUUGCUAAUAAAAAUUGUUAAGUUCAUUUGUGGGUGUGGGUUUGACUUGUUUAUCAUCUACCCAGGUGUUUGUACAUAAUACUGAGACUCUGAGGAUGCACUCGAACUUACUCGGCACCAUUUACUGUAACAGUGAUGGGCAUGUUUUAAGAUUUUACAUAAGGUUUCUGAAGGCUGGAACUUUUUUUUUUUUUUCUUUAUUAAAGUUGCUGAUAGCCAAUAUAUUGUGCUGAUGUUUAAUAAAUUUACCAUAAUCACUUCCAUGUUGUACUGAAAAGUAUUUACCUUUUCAUAUGGGACAUUAAAAUCAUAACAGAACACGUACAUCAAACCCCUAAAAAUGAAAUUCAUGCAGGGUUUUGUGGCUUUGUAAAGCAGGGUGAACACUAGCCCUGAUCCUGGAUCAACCGUCUUUUUGUUAUUGGGACAUUUCAGUCACUGAGCAGCUCAUAAAAUUAGAUACUGGACGAAUGUUGAAAAUAUGAAGGCACCACAUGGCUGGCAGUCUUCUUACAGUCUUAUAAGGGCUGCAAAAGCAAAAUGACACGGGGUUUAUUUUACACUCACUGGCUGGAGUAUAUGGAAAAACUAUGGGUCAAUAAGAUUUUGAGAUUGUUGAAAUGAAAUUUACCAAUGAUUGAUGAUGAGUUGUAGGAUGUUUAUAAUAUCUGCACAAAUUCAGCUUAAAAAAAAAGACAUUUAUUCCGGUGUUUACAGGCUGAUCUGCAACCAGUUUCUCAAGCACACUUAUUUUGAGUCCACAGAGCUCGAUGCUGCCACUGACGACGGGUCUAUAUUACAGUAAAUACUACUACUGAACAAAAUGGUAGUCGCCUUUGUACACUGUUUCUGUCAGGGUGGCAGUAACAGAUUUUAAGCUGCUCAGUGACUGAAGUGUCUUGGGUUAUGGAGAUGAUGAUCCUGGACCAUGAUGCAUUGUGUGACAGGUCUUGGACCAUGGCUAAGUGAUAAAUCUUCAAAGUGGCUAUGAGCUGCGUGAAUGAUUUUACUGCGCAACUGAGGUCAAAUGUUGUGUUAGGUUUUUCCAGAUGUAUUUGUCUACCUACCUUUCCAAUCGGCCCCAUACAUCAGUCAGACAGACAAAAAAAAAAAAAAAACACUGAAACAUCUUCCCUUCAGCCAUUCUGAAUCUCAGCAUCCAGGAAGAACCAAGUCCUUCCUCAGAACCCGGCUACAGAGUCGACACCUGUGAUUAAACAUUCAUCAGCAGACUCACAGCGCAGAGAAUCCAGGAGCUGAGAGACUUUCCAUUUCCCACAGCACCAGUGUGUAGAUUCACUGUUCUGUUUAAGCUUAAUGUGUUUUAAGCUUUGCUGCUAAGAUGCUCAUCUACUGACUCCUAAUAGCUGGUCUCAACCUGUUGAACUCCAUUGGAAUGCAUAUGUUAAUACUGAAAUGUGUGUUUUCUAUGUUCCACAGCCAUCCAUCUUAACAUGAAAUUAAAGUUUAUUAUCAAUCUGUG